AUGCCCUCCGACUCGCUCAAGUCAGACACCGCCAUCCACUACCCAUUCCUGUCGUUCCAGGACAACACGAACCAGCCGAGCUACGAUAUCACGUACGAUCUCCCCUCGACAAAGUGUCUGGGCACCUUCCGGACCAUGGCGACGGCCUCCCACUCCCCGACCGAGAACCGGCCACUCAACCCCAACGUCGUAUUCCCACCGGCUUCGCUCAAGUCCCGCGUCUGCUCCGACUCCUCCCGCGACGGGAGCGGCUCGCCCAGGGCGUUUGCGCGGCUCACUUUCAGCUUCGUCCGGGCGCUGCGCGCCGUGGCCAUCGCCUUCGCCAUCAGCCUCGUCGUCGUCAAUUGCACGACCCAGAACCCUUACUAUAGGGUCUCGGCUCUCUUCAUCUUCUUCUUCGUCGCGCAGCUCAUCUGGCUCGUCCUCGCCCUGCUGACCCAGGGCAACCGCCGUCGCCGGGACCAUGGCACGUGUUUUACCGUCGACUUCGGAUUCGUCGAGUGCAUCUUCAGACGGCGGGGCCGCGAUAGCGAUGACGACGGACACGAGCGCGACGGCGUGCUGAGCUGGUUGGUGGACGACGGCGGGAAGCAGAGGAAGAUCAAGAGCCUGGUCUACACUGCCGUCGACACCAUUUUCGCCAUCAUCACCUUCACCCUUGGCGUCGUUGCUACGAGCAAUCACGGACUCUGGUACUCGGAACACCACGUCCCCGUUGCUGUCCUUGGUAUUUUUGUUGGCGUCUUCGAAGGCGCCAUCGCGAUUUCUCAGCAAUUCGCCAUUCUGAAGAGCGCCAAGAUCCAGAUCAUGUGGGACGAGGAUGAGGAGACGGACCUUGGCUCGCACAAGUACCGCAUCCGGCUGCCCCAGAGUCCUGAGCAGAGGCAUGCCGCCAUGUCUGUCACGGCGUAG
Messenger RNA from Colletotrichum higginsianum IMI 349063, 912 nucleotides. Its product is annotated as smr domain-containing protein. The record is from RefSeq and is a predicted model, not a curated record. Lineage: Eukaryota; Fungi; Ascomycota; Sordariomycetes; Glomerellales; Glomerellaceae. The transcript is spliced from 2 exons. Bases 1 to 912 code for a protein of 303 amino acids.